AAGAGGCAGAUAUAGAAGACAUGGUGGUAUGGAGACAGAUGAUCCUCUGUGGAGACCCCUAACGUGAGCAGUAGUAGUUGGAUGAGGAGAAGCAGAAACACUGAGGUGGUUAGAACGUUUAGUGGGGAAGUGGUAGCUCUGUUUGGGGGUUCAAAACCCCAGUAUCACCAAGCUGUCACUCUUGGGCCCCUGAGUAAGGCCCCAGCAUUCUGGAACAUAUGAAGAAAGAUUUUCACUGUAAUGUACACGUGAGAAGUGUAAAGCACAUAGUGAUUCUAUAGUGUAAUAUCUGCACUCUUCCUCAAGGUGCUGGUGUUGUAUCAAAAAAAAAAGAUCUCCAAACUCCACCCACUUGUUCAAACCCACCAUGUCUGUCAUCCAGUUUAUUCCUUUAUUGGUUUAUUCAUAGAGAACAAAAUCAUCAUGAUUAACAAUCUCAAUCUCCAACAUCUCCACCACCUCCACCAUCUCCACACGGGAUUUAUAUAGAGAAAAGAAAUAUGGUGUGUGUGUGUGUGUGUGUGUGUGUGUUUAAUUCUACAAAAGCUCUGGGAGAUCCCAGAAGGAGCUCCUUCCAAACAAAACAUGGCCCCCUUGUUUGUUUUUAGAAGAUAUAUAAAAAAAAAAAAAAGAAAAAAAAAGAAAAAAAAGAAAAGAUAAGAAAAGAGAGAAAAGGGGGGGGGAGUCACUCAGGGUUAGAUGGUUCCACCAUGGGGAGGAGUCAUGGAGGACACACACACACACACACACACACACACACACACACACACACACACACACACUCAGUGCCAACCCGGCGACGAGGUUGGGCCUGCGGUGCCCUGCUGCAACCCAGGACUAAAGAGACACCAUGGAGCUGGAGAACAUCGUGGCCAACACCGUCCUGCUGAAGGCAAGAGAAGGAGGGGGUGGAAACCGAAAAGGCAAGAGCAAGAAGUGGAAACAGAUGCUUCAGUUUCCUCACAUUAGCCUGUGUGAAGACCUGCGGCAAACAAUAGAAAAAGACUACACCAGUCUGUGCGAGAGGCAGCCGAUUGGACGCACGCUGUUCCGGCAGUUCUGCGACACCAGACCGGAGCUGAGGCGCUGCGUGAAGUUCCUGGAUGCCGUGGCGGAGUAUGAAGUUACCCCAGACGAAAAGAGGAAGGUGUGCGGACAGGAGCUCCUCGAAAAGUAUUUAAAUCCAAAGUCAGAGGACUACGUCCCCGAGGUGGUGGAGGAGAUGGUGUCCAAAUGCGGCGAGCGUCUGGAGCAGGAUGCGUGUAAAGAGCUUUUCAUGGAGUGCACCAAACUGAUCCAUGACUACCUGAGCGUGGCCCCUUUCGCAGACUACCUCGACAGCAUCUUCUUCAACCGCUUCAUCCAGUGGAAAUGGCUGGAGAGGCAACCGGUUACAAAAAACACAUUCCGUCAGUACAGGGUAUUGGGAAAGGGCGGCUUUGGUGAGGUCUGCGCGUGUCAGGUACGUGCCACGGGGAAGAUGUACGCCUGCAAGAAGCUGGAAAAGAAACGCAUCAAAAAGAGAAAAGGCGAAUCCAUGGCUCUGAACGAGAAGCAAAUUCUCGAAAAGGUCAACAGUCGGUUUGUCGUGAGCCUGGCGUACGCGUAUGAGACGAAAGACGCGCUGUGCUUGGUUCUCACACUGAUGAACGGAGGAGACCUGAAGUUUCAUAUCUACCACAUGGGGGAUGCCGGGUUUGAUGAGAAGAGGGCGGUGUUUUACGCUGCCGAGAUCUGUUGCGGCCUGGAGGACCUGCACCGAGAGAGGAUAGUCUACAGGGAUUUGAAGCCGGAAAACAUUCUGCUGGAUGACCACGGUCAUAUUCGUAUAUCAGACCUGGGCCUGGCUGUGCACAUACCUGAGGGCCAGACAAUCAAAGGACGUGUGGGCACUGUGGGGUACAUGGCCCCUGAGGUGGUAAAGAACGAGCGAUACACGUUCAGCCCGGACUGGUGGGCUCUGGGCUGUCUGCUGUACGAGAUGAUCGAGGGCCAGUCGCCGUUCCAGCAGCGGAAAAAGAAAAUCAAGCGCGAGGAGGUGGAGCGACUGGUCAAAGAGGUGGCUGAGGAGUACUCCAGCAAGUUCUCGGAGGAAGCCAAGUCCCUCUGUGAAAUGCUUCUGGCCAAAGACCCGAACGAGAGGCUCGGCUCUCAGGGAGGUGCAUCGGAGGUGAAGGCUCACCCGAUCUUCCGCUCCAUCAACUUCAAACGACUGGAAGCCGGCAUGCUGGAAGCUCCUUUCAUCCCUGAUCCUCAGGCUAUCUACUGUAAGGAUGUGCUGGACAUCGAGCAGUUCUCCACUGUGAAAGGGGUGGAGCUUGAGCCCAAAGAUGACUCCUUCUACAGCAAGGUGUCCACAGGCAGCGUACCAAUUCCCUGGCAAAAUGAGAUGAUCGAGUCCGAGUGUUUUAAAGAACUCAACGUGUUGAUCUUGGACGGUACCGUGCCCCCGGAUCUGGACUGGAGAGGACAGCCGUCUCCUCCACCCAAACAGGGCCUGCUGCAGAGACUCUUCGGGAGACAGGACUGCUGUGGGAACUGCAGUGACAGCGAUGAGGAGCCUACGAGGCUCUGAGGGGCGUGGCCAUGUCCAGGCUCCUCCCCCUGCCACCAGAGGAUCUCAUUUUGUUUACAACUUUUGCACAUUUGUAUUUUUAGGAUAGCUCUAUAUAAACAUUGGAAUGUAUAUUUUCACUAUAUAGCCAUGCGGUCGAUGUUAUUUAAAGACAACGAAACGGGAGAUAAAAAAAAGGAUCAGCGUCCAGAGUUACAACAGAGUAUUUCGGAGAAGACGCACAUUGACAAGAAGGCGCGAAGAUCGUCCCACAUAGCCCCGCCUCCGCCUUGCCCCGCCCACAUCUAAUCAUCCUGACACCGCCUUCUUGCGCCUCCUCUUUUUGAUUUUUUUUUUACAUUGUUUUUUUUAUUUUCCUUUCCGAAACCACAUACAUGUACAGUGUUUGCUCAGCCAAAUUCUUUCAAAUAUGCGAGAAAGAAGAAAAUCAUGUUCACAGAUAUUUUUAUAUUUAUAUGUUUUACGAUUUUGCUUCGUUUUUUUCUUUCUUUCGUUCUUGUGGUAAUCUUGACAAUCAAAUGACCAUUUGUACAAAUCUUUUUGACACGUCAGGGUUCGAAACGCACGGCGAACACGCACACGCAGCUCUUCUCAUUUACACACACACACACACACACACACACACACACGCAUCUCAGACGUAAGAGUUCAUCGCUAAAUACAGUCGCCUAGGAAACAAACGCGGGUGUCGUAUCCAAGCACGCGUGUUCGUCCGUGUCCGCUCGUCUUUUACGGUGUAAAUACGUGACACGUAUCUGUAAAGCCCUCAGUGCGUCUUCCUGUUGAUUUUCUUUCCGGAUAUUUCCAGAAAUAGUCCUAAUUAGCGUUCCAGCUGGUCCAAACAUUGCAUGGCGAGUCUAUGCAUAAACCUUCUUGCAUUUAUAACUCGUUUAUAAUUAACUCGUCGUACGUCGCGCAUUACGCCGUCAUUCCUCAUAACUCCGCCCAUUACUCGUGGGGUUUUUUUUUUUUUUUUUUUUUUUUUUGGUGCAUACGAGUAGAUUUAUUAUGUAUUACGUCACAUUGCUGCUUUUUUUUCCCAAAAUUGGGGUCAAAACCACAAAAAUCAAUUGCCAAAAAAAUGUAAAAAGGAACUGGACCGGUAUCGAUCGGGAUAUGGCGCUUAUCUCAGAUGGCCUCGUAUAGAUCGAAACUAACGAUGCACUUAAGACCAAACCACUUUUUCUUUAGUCGUCCAUAUCCGUGGAAGGUGCCUUUAGCGGUUUAAGGUACUGUCGUCCAUACCCGUGUAUUUUAGCGGGGUUUUUUUACACAGAAUCGCGACGAAACGUCAUGUUCACGUUCAAGAUGUUGGCUUUUUUUAUUACAUUUUUUUAAUUCUUUUUUUUUUAUUUUUUUUGCACGUACACCUUCUUCCUGUGCUCUUCAUCUUUUACCUCAUGUGUUCCCUCUCAUGUGUGGAUGUGCAUCCGAUUUGGGCUUCUUUUUUUCUGAACUUCUGGACACAAAACAAGACCCGAGAAAGACCCCAGAAACCUCGGAAGACCCUUUUUUUUUUUUUUUUUUUUUUUUGGGAAUUUCGCCUUUCUGCUCGAAACUCGAGUACAUUCCAGUCUCUACCGUGCUGUACAGAUGUAAAAUUGAUUUACAGACGUAUUUCCUUCGUUUUGGUUUUCUGUUUUAUUUAGCAAUAAUGGGAUUUUAUAAAUGUACCUAACCACAUAUUCAUGUAUUAAAAAAAAAAAAAGACAAAAACCGAGCGACAAGCGCGAGACUGAACUUCAGUUGACUUAUUUUCGUGGAUGUGUCCCUGAGCCAGGCUUUAACACUGUGAAGGAGGAGAUUUUGCUGAUUUCUGUCACAGUUGUAUCAUUGUUUUAUUGUUUAUUGGUUGUUUUCCUCGUACGCAAUGCACUGAUGUAUUUUUACGUGUACAUAUAAAGUGUUAAUGUAUGUGUGUUGGCCUAAAUGAUGUGUGUGUGUGUGUGUGUGUAUAUGUAUGAGUGUGUGUGUGUGUGUGUGUGUGUGUGUGUGUGUGCGCUUGUUUUGUUUUGCACUGCAUGUGCCCAUAUUGUCGAUCAUAACCACUAGCCGAUGCCAUUGUGUUACACCUUGUAUGAGGGGAAAAAAACAAAAAAUGUUACCGUACUACUGCUAAGGGAGCUGUGAGUCAUAUACUGCUUUCAGAAGUCCAUAAUGGCCAUAUGGUAAUAAUCAUCAUUUCAAAUAUCUUUUACCUAAAUUUCAUUAUUAUUAUUAUUAUUAUUAUUAUUAUUCAGUUAUUAUUAUCAUUUUUUUUUACCUCAUUCGGAAGUGGCGGAAAAAAGUGCAACCGAUCGGAAAUGCUGAAAAUAAAGACUCCUCCUUAAACCAA
Molecule: messenger RNA, 4910 nt
Organism: Silurus meridionalis
Lineage: Eukaryota; Metazoa; Chordata; Actinopteri; Siluriformes; Siluridae
Gene: grk6
Product: G protein-coupled receptor kinase 6
Exons: 16
Coding region: 851-2575 (574 amino acids)
Biological process (GO): regulation of signal transduction; signal transduction; protein phosphorylation
Cellular component (GO): plasma membrane; cytoplasm
Molecular function (GO): ATP binding; G protein-coupled receptor kinase activity
Source: RefSeq, a predicted model, not a curated record